Tripterygium wilfordii is the source of this 1816-nucleotide messenger RNA. RefSeq names its product ACT domain-containing protein ACR4-like. Bases 228 to 1580 code for a protein of 450 amino acids. Lineage: Eukaryota; Viridiplantae; Streptophyta; Magnoliopsida; Celastrales; Celastraceae. The transcript is spliced from 7 exons. The record is from RefSeq and is a predicted model, not a curated record.
UAUUGGUAUUGUUUCUGUCCCUCCAAAACUCUUCUCCAACACAAGAGCCAACAAACACACAGCACAUUCAUAUACACACCACAACCGAGCUCAGAAUCCAGGAAAGUGCGAGAAACUGAGGUUUUUUUUUUUCCAUCUUCUUCAAUUGAAGGGAAAAUAGCGCAGACCCGUUUUGUUUCUCUGGUCUUUGAUACGCGAAAGCGAUAAAAUCUGGUCUUUGUCUUGAAAUGGAUUUCUGGAAUGCUUCUGUCGUCAUGGAUGAUGAGUUUGAGAAGCUCGUAAUUCGGAUGAACCCUCCAAGGGUUAUGGUGGAUAAUGCCUCAAGCAGGAAAGCCACUUUGAUUAUGGUUGAUAGUGCAAAUAAGCGAGGGAGUUUAUUGGAGUUGGUUCAGGCUUUGACUGAUUUGGAUCUUAUAAUUAGACGAGCUUACAUUUCUUCAGAUGGGGAAUGGUUCAUGGAUGUAUUUCAUGUCACAGAUCAACAGGGGAAUAAGCUUUUUGAGGAUGAUGUGGCUGAAAGAAUUCAACAGUCACUGGGACCAAGGGCACGUAGCUUUCGCUCCCUGAGACGGUCUGUUGGUGUCCAAGCUGCCACAGAGAACACAACCAUUGAAUUGACCGGAAAGGACAGACCAGGGUUGCUUUCAGAGAUCUUUGCAGUUCUUACUGACCUUAAAUGCAACGUGGUUGCUGCAGAAGUCUGGACCCACAAUUCAAGAAUGGCAUCCGUUGUUUACAUUACGGAUGAGCCUACUGGUUUGGUGAUUGAUGAUCCUGAUAGGCUUGCAAAUAUCAAACAGCUUCUUCUAUAUGUUCUGAAAGGUGACCAAGAUAAGCAAAGUGCUAAUACUGCUGUUUCUGUGGGUUCAACUCACAAGGAAAGGAGGCUGCAUCAGAUGAUGUAUGCUGAUCGUGAUUACGACAUAAUUGAUACGCAUUGUGGAUCAGUUCGUGACAGGAGCAAGCCCCAAGUAACUGUAGAAAAUUGUGCGCAUAAGGGGUACACUGUUGUUAAUCUGAGGUGCCCAGACCGUCCUAAGCUACUAUUCGACACAGUUUGCACACUAACAGAUAUGCAAUAUGUGGUAUACCAUGGAACUAUCAUAGCUGAAGGACCAGAGGCUUAUCAGGAAUAUUACAUCAGGCAUGUGGAUGGUUGCCCAAUUAGUUCUGAAGCAGAGAGGGAAAGGGUCAUUCAUUGUUUGGAAGCUGCUAUUAGGAGGAGAACUUCCGAGGGUAUAAGACUUGAACUUUGUAGCGACGACAGGGUUGGCCUUUUAUCUGACGUGACUCGAAUAUUCAGAGAAAAUGGGCUUUCAGUCACCCGAGCAGAGGUUACGACCAGGGGAUCCCAAGCUGUGAAUGUUUUCUAUGUCACUGAUGCAUCUGGAUAUCCCGUGAAGACUGAAACAAUUGAAGCAGUUCGAAAAGAGAUUGGCUCGACUAUACUUCAUGUGAAGGAAGAUGAGUGUUCAAAAUCUCUUCCCCAGGAGAGCGGGAGAUUCUCUUUCGGUAACAUCUUUCGAUCUCAAUCAGAGAAGUUCCUUUACAACUUGGGCCUGAUAAAAUCAUGUUCCUAAUCAGUUAGUUUUCAGUUAAAUUAGGUGCUUUUGGUUUCUGUAAAUGUUGCUAGCUCCUCAAAAACCACAUGUCUCGUUGGCUCUGGCCUCCAGAGAAACUUUCAUUCAGAUUUCAACUGUAAAGCUUUGUGUAAAUAUGCUUGCUUAGCUGCUCAUCCUUGGAUUCUCUAAGGCUUUUGUACAUACACACACACAGCUGUUCUCUCAGUGCAGAAUCUCAAUUUUUUUCCUCCAAA